This is a messenger RNA of Phycodurus eques (leafy seadragon), 1683 nucleotides long. RefSeq lists its product as uncharacterized. Gene Ontology annotation, cellular component: MIS12/MIND type complex. The transcript is spliced from 11 exons. The record is from RefSeq and is a predicted model, not a curated record. NCBI's taxonomy places the organism in Eukaryota, Metazoa, Chordata, Actinopteri, Syngnathiformes, Syngnathidae. Gene Ontology annotation, biological process: cell division; mitotic sister chromatid segregation. Bases 24 to 1055 code for a protein of 343 amino acids.
ACAAAAAUAAUUUGAACGAAAAGAUGGCGGAAGAACCUUCGUCCACAGACCGAGACGGUUGCGAGUCUGGAGCCGCUGUGGAAACGACCAAUGAGGUCAAGCUGUCACCCAAACGGUGUUCGUCCUCCAGUGCCCCAGAUGGCGUCCCUCCACAAAAGUCACCUCGCAUUGAAAUGCUAUUAACCAGCACGCGGACGCUCGAUGCCGGAGAAGAGCAUCCUGACAUGGACAGGCUGGAAAUGGCAUCUGGAAGCACGGCGGAACCUGAGACUUGUUCACCUGUAAACAGGACUGCACGGAGGAAAUCCUGGAGGAGAGCCACCAUGACAAGACGCUCCCUGUCCGCACUUCCCAACCCGCAUCAAACUUUGUGUAAGAGCAUCAGCACAUCCUUAUCACAACGAGAGAGGUUGAGUAUAUUGAUGGAGGCUGCGAUAAAGCUGGCCACGGAUAGACUUCAGAAUUCGCUCCAGUCAUUACCAAAUUCCUCAUCAGCGUCUUUUCAGAAACAAGUUGAGAAAAUGAAGAAAAAAUGCAGUUCUGUGGGCAAAUGCAUCAGCAGUGAGCAACAGAGUCAAAGGACUGCUGAGCCUGCAGUGCAGAAAGCUAUGGUGAUCCAAAAUACAAUUAACAGGAUUCAAGCUGAAAGUCAAUCAUGGGAAGCACUCUCUCACAAACACCGGAGUAAGGCAGAAGAAUUGGAAAGGAAACUGGCUGACGGCCAAAAGAAAGCCAUCUCAUUCGACCACACGUGUAUGGCCCAGUCUUCACAGUACCAGUUAAUUCGGAGUAAACCCGACUACCAUGCCCUCCUCCGUAGACAACAGUCCAUGUUGCAGACUAUGACACUUGUUACGGACAUUCAGUAUAAGCUUGCUAGCGAGCUUCAGUCCAUCAAGGAGGUGUCACAGUCGAUGGUGAAAGAGAUCAGUGGCCGAUUGGCAGCUCAAGCAGGAUUUCAGGAUCAUUCUCCCAACGUCAUUAAGGACCUAAUUGUGGCACUUAUUGCAUCUGCAAGCACAGUCACAUUAAAUGGAGGCAAGCCCUCAGUUUGACUUUUUUUUUUUUUAAAUUGUAUAUGGAAGAAAAUGUCUUUUUUUUGGUCAGCAUGUUUUAUUUUACUGUAUAAAGCUAAACUCAUAGGCUUGUACAUAUCAAGAGUAUUGUUGAUAGUUGAUGUAAUUCAUACAUGUGUCCAGCCGGUGGCAGUGGCUGUCUUGCAAAGUACUGUUCAAAGCAGGUCUCUGUUAUGCUUUUUAAUAAAUGCCUUUUCACCUUUUUAAAAAAAGAGAAACGUCAAAGACUUGACUGUCAUGAAAACUUAAGACAGGUGAAAAUAAAGUAAAGUGCACAAUAUUAGUGUUUUGUGAUCAUGUGUCCAUACGUUUUCAGGAAUUGCUGUACUGUUGAGGAUAGCUAAAUUAACACUGUGAGCACACAGUACACGGUGAAAAUUUAAAACGAAUGAAAUGUAUACCAUGAAGACUCCCUCUUCCUCAGUUUGUCUUUAUUUCCAUUUCUUGGCCAUGCUCUUCCUCGGCCUGUUUACUCUGCUUUUCCUUCUGUGCUGCAUCUAUUUCACUUCAUCAGUGUCCCCUGACCAUUCAAGAGAAAGCCCCUUCCCCCUGGGUGACUCCCCCCCACCCCCCCACCAAUCUCCUGCAUUUGGCUGGGGCACUGAUG